UUCAGGACUUGGCAGAGUCUCGUCAAUCCCGGCCAUGGAGAUUGCCAUAUCAGCAGUUGCAAGUGAACUUGUGAGCCGGUUCAUCUCCUUCCUGAUGAACAAGUGCCACUCAAGCCAUGCGCAGUCAGAGGAAAAGAAGGUGGAAAGGUUGCAGCAUCUCCUAAUGAGAGCUUGUACAAUCGUCGAGGAGGCGGACACUCGAUACAUAACAAACUCCGGGAUGAUGAUGCAGCUCAAGAUGCUCUCGGAGGCCAUGUACCGAGGUCACAGCCUCCUCGAUGCCUCGAGGUACCGAGCCCUCCAAGACGGUGCGGGCUUCGACAAGGUUAGCAGCAAUGACUCAUCUAGCAACAGUUUGUAUUUAGUCAUUCCAGUCAAGCGUUCUCGAACAAUGGCAGAGAAAGGCAACAAGGCCAUGGGCCUCGACUCACAUGGUGCUUUGGAAAGCUUAGAAAUUGUUGUUGCAAACAUGUCAGAGUUUGUUGUGCUUUUGGGUGGAUGUGAGCGCAUGUCGCGUAGGCCAUAUGAUGUUUAUCUUUACACCGACAACUUCAUGUUUAGUCGACACGCUGAAAAGCAAAAGCUUUUGAGCUUUUUGUUGGAGCACAACGAUCCUUCAGGUGAUCAUGCAUUAGCCAUUCUUCCGCUCAUAGGUGGUGUCGCAGUUGGGAAGAAAACUUUGGUUGCUCAUGUGUGUGGCGAUGACAGGGUCCGUUCACGCUUCUCCUCUAUUUUGCACUUGAAUGGAGACAACCUUUUGGGGAUACUUGGUGAUGGGAGGGCCAUGAUUGAGAUAAUGUUGGUAGUUAUUGAUUUCACUUCUGAUGUAGGUGAUGAUGACUGGAAAGUUUUUCACUCAUUUCUCAUAAGAAUGGGCAGAGGAAGCAAGGUCAUCAUUGUAAGUAAGCUUAAAAGAAUAGCCCGGUUUGGAACGGUGAAACCAAUUUUACUAAGUGGGCUAUCUCAUGAUGAGUUGACUUACCUUUUCAAGGCACUCGCCUUCGGAAGUAUAGAGCCAGCAGAACAUCCGCGGCUAGUACAAAUAGCAGAUGAAUUUGCCAUGGUGAUUCAUAGUUCGCAAGUUUCACUUGUGGCAACAAAUAUGUUCACGGAUGUGUUAAGAAGCAACCUCGACGUUCAGUUCUGGCGUUGUAUAUUGGACAAGGUGGCAAGAAUGGUUAAAAGAAACCGCUCCAUUUAUGGUUUGAACCCAACCAUGCGUAUAGAACAAGGCCAUCCAGUGGACAUAACAGACAUUGCUUUGCAUCCACUUAGCAUGAAACCUUAUAGUGAUAAUAUUUCAAUCAAGACGGAAUUGCCAAGUGUGACAUUUGGAGAACUUAUAACAGAUCCUACUGUUAGGCCCAAAGGAGACUUCACUCUAAUUGCAUGGGAAUCAAGGAUAGCCCCUCAUAAAUCAUUUCCUAAUUAUGUUACAAGUCAUGCUCAGGAUACACAUCAAAGUAGUGCCCUGCCAGGGAGGAAGCGACGAGGAGUGCCAAUCUAAUUUUAUUUCAGAACUUGUUAUGUAACUCUCGUUGUAAUAUUUUGAUACAUGACAAUUUAACUAAAUCUGUUACAGAUCUCAAGUGACA
Molecule: messenger RNA, 1595 nt
Organism: Triticum aestivum (bread wheat)
Lineage: Eukaryota; Viridiplantae; Streptophyta; Magnoliopsida; Poales; Poaceae
Exons: 1
Coding region: 35-1507 (490 amino acids)
Source: RefSeq, a predicted model, not a curated record